Nymphaea colorata (pocket water lily) is the source of this 9832-nucleotide messenger RNA. Its product is annotated as kinesin-like protein KIN-12F. Bases 188 to 9604 code for a protein of 3138 amino acids. Gene Ontology annotation, molecular function: ATP binding; microtubule motor activity; microtubule binding. Gene Ontology annotation, biological process: microtubule-based movement. The record is from RefSeq and is a predicted model, not a curated record. The transcript is spliced from 37 exons. NCBI's taxonomy places the organism in Eukaryota, Viridiplantae, Streptophyta, Magnoliopsida, Nymphaeales, Nymphaeaceae.
GAGAGAGAGAGAGAGAGAGAGAGAGGGAGAGGAUUUCUCUCCGACGCCAACCCCACUCCUCAUCCAAACCCCUAAACCCAAAGAUCAGAAAGUGGAUUUAUCUCCUUUCCACUUUCCGUCUCCGAUGGCUUUAGAUUUGUCGCUUCUUUUUUAGUUCUUGAAAUCUUGACACCGAUCCGAUCUUCGUAUGCUCAGAGAUAUGUCUUCUUUGAGAUUUUUCCGGCGAAAUGCUGGAAAAGGUAUUCAAUCCGAAGAGAGUGAGAAUGUUCCGGUGAAUCCGGCCGAUGCCGUGGAACCCUCAAUGGAGAAAGAACCCGAUCGCCCACCCUUGAGCACGAUCCAGAACCCUGGAUCGAUUCCGGAGCAAGAAUUGUGCAAGAAGAGGAAGCUAGAAAGGACUCCUUCGAGGAACAGAGGCAUACCUCCUCGCACCCCGGACAAGCCAGGGAUUGCGAGGAACCGGUUUGGAUGGGGGCAGAGGAUGGAUCAGGAUUGGGAAGAGGGGAGGGAAGAUAGCAAGGGAGAAUCUUGUUCCGUUACUGGGACGAACAGCUUGCCCCCUGCUCCAAGAGGUCCUGGCAGCGGAUAUACGACUCCUAGGGCCAACCGGACUGCCGGGAAGGCUUCGUCCGCAAAUUCGGAGAGCUCUUUGGCGCAGAGCACGCCAACAAAAAGCGUGUCGAAGCCACGUAGCGUGAAUUUCGGGACCUUGUCAAGGGGUGCUUCGGCUGUCUAUGGUCCAGUUUUGGUCGUGGAUAGUGUAGCAGUGCCACAUUUCGAGCUUAGGGAGGACCCAUCGUUUUGGAUGGAUCAUAAUGUACAGGUUUUGGUUCGUAUACGCCCACUUAACAACACGGAAAAGAACUCAUAUGGUCACAGUAGAUGUUUAAGGCAGGAAAGUGCUCAGAGUAUUACUUGGAUUGGGCAGCCUGAGACACGAUUUAUAUUUGAUCAUGUAGCGUGUGAGACUAUCACCCAGGAGGUGCUUUUUAGAGUCGCUGGUUUACCAAUGGUAGAAAAUUGCAUGUCUGGUUACAAUAGUUGUAUAUUUGCAUACGGCCAGACAGGAAGUGGGAAAACAUAUACUAUGCUUGGUCAAAUUGACGACAUUGAUAAGAAGCCUAGUCCUGAUCAAGGGAUGAUGUCUCGCAUUUUCGAGUUCUUAUUUGCAAGGAUUAGAGCUGAGGAAGAAAGCCGGAUGGAUGAAAAAGUACGUUUUAGCUGCAAAUGUUCAUUCCUUGAGAUCUAUAAUGAACAAAUAACAGAUCUUUUAGAUCCUUCUUCUACGAAUCUGAUGCUCAGAGAAGACACAAAAAAAGGUGUAUAUGUAGAGAACCUUACUGAAUAUGAGGUGAACUCAGUGUCUGAUGUCCUUAAGCUACUUAUUCAGGGAUCUUCCAACAGGAAGGUGGCAGCAACAAACAUGAAUCGUGAAAGCAGUCGUUCUCAUAGUGUUUUCACAUGUGUUAUUGAAAGUUGCUGGGAGAAGAAUUCAACAACUAACUUCAGAUAUGGGAGACUUAAUUUGGUAGAUCUUGCUGGUUCUGAGAGGCAGAAAAGUUCUGGCGCUGAAGGAGACCGACUGAAGGAAGCUGCAAAUAUCAACAAGUCGCUCUCAACCCUAGGCCAUGUUAUCAUGGUUUUGGUUGAUGUUGCACAUGGAAAGCAGAGACAUAUCCCUUAUAGAGACUCCAGGCUGACAUUCCUUCUCCAGGAUUCUCUUGGUGGAAACUCAAAAACAAUGAUUAUCGCUAACGUCAGCCCUUCACUCUGUUGUUCAAGCGAGACACUAAGCACUCUGAAGUUUGCUCAACGUGCAAAACUCAUUCAAAAUAAUGCUGUUGUGAAUGAGGAUACUUCAGGAGAUGUGACUGCAUUGCAAAAUCAGAUACAUAUUUUGAAGGAGGAAAUUGCACUAUUGAAGCGCCAAAACGUUUCAAGGUCACUUUCAUUCAAUCCUGAUGUACAUAAUGAUGAUGCGUGCAAAAAUAAUAACUUUGAUGAUGUUAAUGGGUUGGCAAUUUCUGGCAGCCCUAGGAUCUCAUGUAAGAAGUUAAAGUCAUUGGAGGCAACACUUGUUGGUUCAUUGAGAAGGGAACAAAUGCAGGAGUCUAUGACUAAGCAGCUCGAAGCAGAGAUAGAACAGUUGAAUCGCUUGGUCCGCCAAAGAGAGGAGGAUACUCGAGGGAUGAAGAUGAUGCUGCGUUUUCGGGAGGAUAAGAUUCAAAGGAUGAAAUCUCUUGUCGACAGUUUGAUGCCAUCAGAUGUCUAUCUGCUGCAGGAGAAAAAUGCUCUAACUGAAGAGCUAGAAUUAUUAAGAAAUCGUGUGGAUAGAAAUCCUGAGGUCACUCGGUUUGCUAUGGAAAAUAUAAGACUUCUUGAGCAACUCAAAAAGUUUCAGGAAUUUUACCAAGAGGGUGAACGAGAAAUCCUAUUGGGUGAAGUCUCCGCACUGCGCAAUCAGCUAAUUCAACUCUAUGAUGGAAAGUUCAAACUGGAUAAUAUCCAGAACAUUGGUUGCACACCUCAGCUGCAGAUGGCAACUAAAGUUGGAGCAGCUGAUGUGCCUAGUGAAGAUAAGCCUUUGCGUCUAAAGAUGAUCAACUGCCAAAAAGAAUUGGAGCGUUGCAGGAAUAACCUAAGUUCUUGUAUGGCAGACAAUGAAAAAUUGACCAGAGAGAUAGAUGACUUACACAUUCAACUAGAUGCUGCUAAAUCACUGUGCCGUGAUCAAGAAGAAAUGCUGAGGAAGCAGCAUGUUGUCCCUUUAAGUCCUAUUGCAGCAGCAAAAACAACUCAUACUCAGGCAGAUGUGAUUAAUAAGCAUAAUCAGGAUCUUUUUACAGAAGAUAUAUUGCAUUCAACAGAUGAUCAGAAAUCUUGGGGCAAGUUAGUUGAUGGAACUCCCAGAAGAGGAGGAUUAGAGGAUGACAUUGUGCUGAAAUAUUCUACUGAUGUCAUCAAUUUGCAGCUGGAGUUAGAUUUAGUGAGAGUCAUGCUUGAAGAGGAAAGAUCAUGUAGAUUAGAGGCAGAGAAGCAGCUUUCUGAUCUGUGCAAUGAGUUUGAGAAGGAAAAUAAUCAGUAUCUGAUGACAAAUGAAAAAUUAAGAGAUGCAGAGAAGGAGUUGAAUGACACAAGGUCAAUUAUUGAGGAACUUGAGUCCCAAAAUGUCCUUUUAUUAAAGGAUCUGGAGAGUCUGAAAGUUCAGAAUGAUCAACUUGUUUACCAUCUGGAGAAAAAGGAAGAUGAGAUCUCAUGUUCUAAGGGGCAGUUUGAAAAUUACAAAAGGAAUACACAAACAAGUAUUUCACAUUGGUACAGUGAAGAGCAAUCUCUUGAAGAAUCCCUAAAGAAUGCUGGGAAUGAUGAAUCUCACUUCCAGUUAAAGCUGAAGAGAAUGCAACAUUCUCUGGAGAAGGCCAGGAAACUGAAUUUGAUCUACCAAUCUGAUCAGGCAUCCCAGUCAACAUAUGAACAAGAAAUGGAUAAAGUUAGAGAGCAGGUUGAAGCAGAAACUGCUCAAGCAAUCAUCUGCCUACAGGAAGAGCUUGCCAUGGUUCAGCAACAGGCUAACAUGAUUACUGAAAAAGAUCUAGAAACAGGCAAAAGGGUUAAACAUUUGGAGGAUUCGUCAAAAGGUUUGCAGGAUAAAGUGUCUUUGCUGAUGAAGGAAAACAGUAGACUUGUUGAGGAAGUUCAGAAAAGAGAUGAGGAAAUGAAGUCAUUGACAGAGGAGUGGGAGAAGGUAGCCUGCGAGAUUGCCAAAGUGCUUGUUGAUGGGAAUGAGGUGAUGGAAAAUGCCUUGUAUGAGGUUAAUAGUAUUGCACAAUCCUUUCCUCGGAGAUCCUGGAUAAGUAUCCAGGUUGAGAAGAUGAUAAGUUGCAUUCUUGAAAAAGAUGCACAGAUAGAAGACCUAAAAAGAUGCCUGAUGGAUGCACAAGCAGCGGGGCAUGAUGUAGAGUGGAAAUUGCAGUCUUUAAAGGAUGCAACUGUUGCUGUAACUGAAGCUCAGAAGCAGGAAAUAAAUGAGAAAGGAAACAUGAUCCUUCUUUUGAAGUCACAGCUUGAUGAAAAAGCGUCAGAAAUUAUUGAUUUGGAAAGUAAGGUUGAACUUGCAAAAAUGGAGGGAUCUGAAUAUUUUGAAAUUGCAAUUGAGGAGAUCGAAAUACAGGUUGAGAGUGCAUGGCAAUGGGCAUUUACUUCUGAUGCUGUUAUGUGUGUCCUUCUUGGUGCUAUAACGAACCAUCCAUCUGAUGAAUUACUUUCUGAGAGAUGCUUAGCUGUGGGUGCUACAUCAGUUGGUCAUUUAGAUGAAGAAACAGCAAUGGAAUUGGGAAAUGAUAUAAGCAUCCUCAAUUCCUGCUUGAAAAAUUGCCUGGAAAGUAUUAGGGAUGUUUGCAAGGGGGAUGGGUUAAGGUCAACACCAAAUGGUAAUGAAAAGAGCUUGACGAUUGAAAAGUAUGUGGUUACAUCUGUGAAGCCAAACCAAGAGAUUGUGGCUAGAGAAUCCCUGUAUGAUGGCUACCCAAAACUGGAUAGGAUGCUUCAGGACCAUAAAUAUGCCUGUCAGGAUGAUUGUGGGAAGAGAACUCUAUGCAGAUUUAAUGUUGACCAUGCACAUGAUGGACAUUGCACACUUUGUGACUGCAUCCAUGAUCACAAUGAACUGAAACGCUCGACCUCUCUAAUGUUGCUUUCUGAAAAUGAGAGGAUUGAUGGUAAGGGCAUCACAACUGUGCCAAUUCUAAGAAAGGAAAUACACUCUGCAGUUUCCCAUGCUCGGGAAUUACAUGUUGAGUUGAGCAGGUUACUCGCUGAGAAGAAGAUGAUGAAGGACUUUGAGGAACAGAGCAGGGUAAACCUUGAAUCCCUUUCUGCUGAGGUUCUUAAAUUGCAGGAACAUAUUAAUCAAAGGGAAAAAGAGUUUGAGCUUACAUUACUGGAGAUGUGUCAUAGGCUGAAUACUGUCAUGGUGGCAUUUCAAGAGGUUAAAUACAGUUGCGUCCAACACAACAAGGCGAUGGCUCAAGAGCUGGAAACUGCAAAAGCAACUGCAGUGGAGAAAACAGUUGAAGCAUCCCAGUUGGUUAAAAAUUUUGAAGAGGCCCAAGCAACUAUGAGGGAAGCAGAAUUUAUGGUAAAUGAAUUAGUCAAAGCAAGUGAAUCAUCAAAGCUUAAGAUGGAAAAAGCUAAGAAGGUGGAAGCCAAGUUGAUAAGCCAGCAGGAUUUCUUGCUUGGCGAAAUACAGAGAUUGAAUUCUUCAGCCAAUUUGAUGAACCAAGAAUUCAAUAAUCUGGAAGAAGAUUUCCUUUUGUCCUUAACUGAAACAAGGAGUCUGGUUAUAGCACUUCAGGAUCAUUUUAGAGUAAUCCAACUCUCUGUCAUGGAAGAUCUAAAGUCAAUUGCAUGUGAUAUUUACCACUUGAAAUCACUAGUUUUGGAAUCAGCAUGUUUGGCAAAAAAGGGUUUGGAAGAUGUGUGGACUGAUAUUAUUGGAAAAGAUUGUGCUGUAUCUGUACUACACCUCUGCCACAUGGGAAUCUUUUUGGAGGCCGUAACUGGUUUGAAUGCAGAGAUAGGAUUCCUUGAUCAUGGACUGUCUGAAUCCAAUACUGUCAUAGCCAGCUUGAGAGAGAAUAAUCUCAGAGCAAAAGGUGAACUUGAAGCAUGCAGCCAUCUAAGGGGAAAGCUACUAACUGAUAUAAAGAGCAGCUUUGACCGCAUCAUAAAGAAGGAAAAAGAAACUGGUCAAUUUAGAGAAAAACUGAAUGACUUUGAGGGGAAAAUCCUAGAUUUACAGGCUCAGGAAGAACUUCUGUUGACUAGGUCAAAUAACAUGUUUUCUGAGCUUGGUUUCCUGAUGAAAGAAAUAGAUGAGAAUAGCAAAAGUUCUCUAAUGGCUGUACUUAACCAAGAAAAUCUGUUAAGAGAACAAGAACAAUUCCGUCAUAAGCUGGAGGAAUUUUCUAAAAUGGAAAAAGGUAUGCGCAUCCAGCAAGGUUUAUUGAAGGAGUCAAUCCUUAGACAUCUUCAUCUUUUUGUCGAUCCUUCUAUUUUUAUACAUAGAAGCUCAUGCAUAGAACAAAAUGAAGGCAUUGAGCACAUCCAGGAACUCAUGGAACAACAUGCUGAGUAUCUCUUGAUGACAUUGUCCUGUAUGGACUUUGAGUUGCUUGUCUUUUCUUCAGAGUUAACACAGAAGAGUGUGGCUAACCUGUCCUUAUGCAUUGAGCUGGAUCAGCUACGAGCCGAAAAAGAGUUAAUGAUUGCACAAUUAGAGAAAUAUGCAGUCAAGGUUUCUGAAUUUGAGAAAGAGCUUGAAAUUGCAUCAAGAUUAGCUGAUACUGAAGAUAAUCUGCUAUGCAAGAUCUUUAGUGGAUCAACAGCCCCUGAAACAGAAGAUACAUCUGUGGAUUUGGGGGACACGGUGAGAUUUCUACAACAUGUGGAAUCUGAGUUUUUAAAUGGGUUGACAAAGAGAACUUUAAGAACUAUUGAGUUGGGCAAAGAGCGAAAUAACUUGUCUGCAGUCCUUCAAAGACUCAAAGAAGAAAUAGUUCUCUUGAAAGUAGACCAGGAACUUGAAAAUCAGUUCUUGGUUGAUAUGGAUUUGGAGAUGGACCUUUCUAUUUGUUCUCAUUCAAUUAUUGCCGAUGAGCUUGAUUUAAAAACCGAACAAAUGAACUUGCAAAUGGAGAAAAUUAAUGCACUAAGCAAAGAGAAUGGGCUUUUGAGACGUAAAGUUAAUGAGAUCAAUGACGCCAAGGAAAAAUUGUCUUACGAGUUAUUGAAUUUCAAGGGUCAACAUGCUCUUGUUACAUCAGAUCUAGAAAGAAGGGAAGAAGUGCUUGAUCUGAAAAACGAACAAAUAAACACACUAAUGGAGACAAUCAAAGAAUUAAGCAAAGACAAUGAGCUGCUCAAAAACAAAACUGUUGAGAUCAAUGAUGCCAAAGAAAAAUUAUCAUAUGAGUUAUCAAAUUUCAAAGGUCAACAUGCUUUAGUUACUUCGAAUCUAGAAAGAAGGGAAGAAGAGUUGGCUGUACUGCAUCAACAGAGAGUUGCAACUAUGCAGAGCUUGUCUACAACUGAAAUAGAAAAAAAGGAACUUACCUCUGCACUUCAGAGAAAGGACAGUGUGUUGUUUUCUACUAGAUCAAAUGCCAAUCGUUGCUUGGAUUUGACUCAACAGCUUGAUAUAGAUGUAAGCAGAACGUAUCAGAGGGUAGAUAAAUCACUCUCUUUCAUGCUUGGUGAAGUCACUGGUGAAAGAAUAAACAGUUUUUUGGAUGAUCUUUCUGACGGCAUUUCUGAAUGUGAGAUGAGGGUGCUUAAGAUUAUGUCAGAGUAUGAAUAUUUGGAGAGUCUAGCUGAAGAAUUGUACUCUGAAAAUUUCAUGAUCAACUUUGAGAUUACUCGAAAGGAUGAGGUCUUGAAAGGAUUAUCAUUUGAUUUGAGUUUAUUACAGGAGACAGCAUCUAAGGCCAAGGACCAAGAGGAUGAACUCAGAGAAAUGAAAGCCACACUUGUUGCUUUAGAAGGCGAUCUGGACACAAAGUCAAAUCAGCUUGACUGUGCUAUUCAGCACAGCCAGGUGCUUGAAGCUGAUAUUAAAGAAAAAAUUGCUCAGAUUGCCUCACUGGAAUUAGAAAAUGCAACUGUUUUUACAUCGUUGCAGGAAGUAUCAAAUGAAAAUUGUGAGCUAAAACGUCAAUUAGAUGGACUCUUGUCCUUGAAGAACUCUGUUGAUAAUGAACUAGAAAACAAAAGCAUGUCAAUUGAAGAGCUAACUAAAGAAGCUGUAGAACUGAAGUCUUCAUUAGAGAGUGUAAAUAUUUCGCUCACAAGCUUGAAGUCUGAUCUGGAAAAAACUACUAAAGACAGGAAUUUCCUGGAAGGCGAGGUUAUUUCCUUAAAAGAAAAAGUAGCAGUCACACAAGCAUUAGCUGAAGAAAAUGAAGCAGUUGCUGCUGAAGAACGAGAGAUGGCUGAGGCAAGAAGGGCUUAUGCUGAGGACAAGGAAGAGGAGGUGAAGCUUCUAGAGAGAUCUAUUGAAGAGCUUGAAUGUACCAUCAAUGUCUUGGAAAACAAGGUGGAAAUUGUCAAAGAUGAAGCUGAAAGGCAGCGUAUGCAGAGUGAAGAACUGGAAAUUGAGCUCCAAGCUUUGAGGCAUCAAAUGUCAGCAUUACAUACUGAUGGUAUGAAAACCAAAAUGGAUGUCACUACUAGGGAAAGUGAAGAUGAUUUACAAAGGCUCUUAGACGGACAAACAAGUGAGCUAUUGGAAGCAAAAAGACAAAUAGAGUUUUUAAGGAAGACAGUAAUGGAGAAGGAUUUUGAGAUUGAACAGUGCAAGUCUCACAUCUCUGAGCUGACCUUGCAUGCAGAGGCACAAGCGAGUGAGUACAAGCAAAAGUUCAAAUCUCUAGAAGCCAUGGUGCAACAAGUUAAGCCUGAACCUGCUUGUUCUCAAGCCGUUUCAGGGGGGAAUAUUAGAACAGAAAAAGCUCCUGCAAAAGCUAGGGGCUCUGGUUCCCCUUUCAAAUGUAUAGGCCUAGGACUGGCACAUCAGUUAAACUCAGAGAAGGAUGAGGAGCUGUCUGUCGUAAGGCUUCGAAUGGAAGAGCUGGAAGCAUUGGCUGCAAGCAGGCAGAAGGAGAUAUUCAUGCUGAACACAAGACUAGCUGCAGCUGAGAGCAUGACACAUGAUGUGAUCAGGGACCUUCUGGGUGUUAAAUUGGAUAUUACUAACUAUGCUUCUUUGCUAGACCAACAAAAGUUGCAAGAACUAACAGAAAAAGCAAGGCAUCAAAGUGAACAGUUUCAAGAGAAGGAGAAGGAAGUUGUGAAGCUACGGCAACAGCUUAAUGAGUUUAUAGAGGAGAGGAGGGGCUGGAUAGACGAGAUAAAUCGAAGGCACGCAGAGAUGGUGGCUGCACAAAUCUCAUGUGAAAAGCUUCGACAAAAGGAGCAAUUUCUUACAAUAGAAAACGAUAUGUUAAAGAUGGAAAAUACUACACAGAAGAAGAAGGUUGUGGAACUAGAAACGGAGGUCAAGAAACUGUCUGGACAGCAGAAUCUGCAGCAACGCAUACAUCAUCAUGCAAAAAUCAAGGAGGAAAAUAACCUAUUGAAAGUCCAUAAUGAGGAACUGGCUGUGAAGGUCAGGAGUACUGAAACACUUCUCGUUCGUGUGAAUGAUGAGCUUGCCCGUUACCGUGCUUGUAGUGGAAAGAAGCCUUAUAUUGAUGUUGAUGAGGAACAAAUUCUGAAAAAUAAAUUAAAGGAAAUUGAUGAAGAGAGGAUUCAAUUGGCACAAAGGUUAUUAAGUAUGUGCACCAGCAUUUUGAAGGCUGCCGGCAUAACGUGCCCAGUCCGUGAUAUAAGUCCAGAUGCCGCUGAGGAAGCACUUGUCCAACUCAAGGAUCGAGCUACUUAUGCUGAAAAGGAGUUACAAGACUUGAAGUUGAAGUACAAAAUAUGCAAAGAGCAGAUACGGUUAUCCGAGCUCAGGCUGCAGGAUUCACCUUCAGAAGUGAGGAAAAUGGAGGGCCUUGCAACACCAAGGAAGUUGCCUCGUAGCCCAUCUGUGACUGCUGCAUAAUGGUCCCCACGAUGCAACCGUGCGAUCUUUCUUUUUGUUCUGGUGAUUGUUAGUUAUUGGCUGACAAUCAGGUGUAUAAUUUUGUGUAUGUAAUCUUACAGGAUAGAUGUAGGCAGAUGCUAAUGCCACCAUCUGUUUUUUUGUUGGUAAGCAUCUGAAUCAUUCUUUCACAUGCCAUAGCUUGUAAUUAAUUAUUCUCAAUAAAAUCCUCUUGUUGACUUGUUGCCA